Messenger RNA from Salarias fasciatus (jewelled blenny), 1252 nucleotides. Its product is annotated as NADH dehydrogenase [ubiquinone] 1 alpha subcomplex subunit 9, mitochondrial-like. Gene Ontology annotation, molecular function: protein-containing complex binding. Lineage: Eukaryota; Metazoa; Chordata; Actinopteri; Blenniiformes; Blenniidae. The transcript is spliced from 11 exons. Gene Ontology annotation, cellular component: mitochondrion. The record is from RefSeq and is a predicted model, not a curated record. The coding region runs from base 35 to 1180 and encodes 381 amino acids.
GUUUUGGCCCACACGGCUUGCCGUAGUCGGAAAGAUGGCGACCGUAGCAUUGGUUAGCCGUCCUGCGAGUGUCCUUCCAAAGAUUUCAAGCACUUGCUCCCCUGCUGUGUUGUCGGCUGCCUCGGUCACCACAGUCCAGCAGAGGAAGCUGCACCAUGCGGUCAUCCCCAAAGGGAAAGGAGGUCGCUCCUCAUCCAGCGGGAUCGCGGCCACAGUGUUCGGCGCCACCGGUUUCCUGGGUCGAUAUGUGGUCAACAGGCUGGGUCGAAUUGGCUCACAGAUUGUAAUCCCUCACCGCUGUGAUCAGUAUGACUUGAUGUACUUCCGACCCAUGGGUGAUCUUGGACAAAUCAUCUUCAUGGAGUGGGAUGCAAGAAACAAAGACUCCAUCAAACGGGCUCUGGAGCACUCCAACGUCGUCAUCAACCUGGUGGGACGAGAGUGGGAGACGAGGAACUAUCGCUUCGAGGACGUCUUUGUGAGCAUCCCUCAGCAGAUCGCCAAGGCAGCCAGAGAGGCCGGCAUCACGAAAUUCGUCCACAUGUCGCAUCUCAACGCGGACAUACGCAGCCCAUCCAAAUACCUCAGGAACAAGGCUGUGGGAGAGACUGCAGUGAGGGACGAGUUUCCUGAAGCCAUCAUCAUGAAGCCCUCCGAGGUCUUCGGCCGGGAGGACAGAUUCUUCAACUACUAUGCAAACAUGCGCUGGUUUGGAAACGCCAUCCCACUCAUUUCCCUGGGGAAGGACUCAGUGAAGCAGCCUGUUUAUGUGGUCGAUGUGGCCAAAGCCAUCAUCAACGCCGUCAAAGACCCGGACGCUAACGGGAAGACGUUUGCUCUCGUCGGUCCCAACCGCUACCUCCUCCAUGACCUGGUGGAGUACAUCUACGCCGUGGCGCACAGACAGUUCGUGCCAUACCCGCUGCCUCGCCCCUUCUACCAUCUGGCUGCCCAGUUUUUUGCAAUGAACCCGUUCGAGCCUUGGACGACCCCCGAUAAAGUGGACAGGUUUCACACAACGGACAUGAAAUACCCGGGACUUCCCGGUCUGGAGGAUCUGGGCAUCACUCCAUCGACCGUGGAACAAAAAGCAAUCGAGAUCCUGCGUCGCCACCGCCGCUUCCGUUACCUGGAGGCGGAGCUGGACGAGACCAAGCCGGCCAAAACCGUCAACUACUGAAGUGCUGGAUGAGAAAACCGCUUUGUCUUUCACCCUAUUCUGUACAUAAAUAAAGAAUUGUCCUAAGAUGAU